Aspergillus tanneri is the source of this 2706-nucleotide messenger RNA. It is a transcript of the gene argEF, whose product is annotated as bifunctional acetylglutamate kinase/N-acetyl-gamma-glutamyl-phosphate reductase. The transcript is spliced from 3 exons. Gene Ontology annotation, biological process: L-arginine biosynthetic process. Gene Ontology annotation, cellular component: cytoplasm; mitochondrion; mitochondrial matrix. Bases 1 to 2706 code for a protein of 901 amino acids. Lineage: Eukaryota; Fungi; Ascomycota; Eurotiomycetes; Eurotiales; Aspergillaceae. Gene Ontology annotation, molecular function: arginine binding; NADP+ binding; L-glutamate N-acetyltransferase activity, acting on acetyl-CoA as donor. The record is from RefSeq and is a predicted model, not a curated record.
AUGUUCUCCCUUCGCACUGCUGUGCGGAGAGCUUCCACCAGCAAGCCCCUCCGAGCGCUCUCCGCACCGCACGUCAUUUCUCCUGCGAGACUCGCUUCUGCCCGUCACUCCAUCAAGGCUUCUGCGGUGCCAUUGUUGCAGGGACGCCACUACUCCCGUGCUACGGACACCCAGUUGUCUUCGACCCGGUCUACCGUCGUCCAGUUGCUGAGUAACAUCGGUUCGAAGCGUGAGGUCCAGCAGUACCUCUCACACUUCACCUCUGUUUCCUCCCAGCAGUUCGCCGUCAUCAAGGUCGGCGGUGCCAUCAUCACCGAACAUCUUCACACCCUUUCUUCGGCUCUCGCAUUCCUCAAUCAUGUCGGACUCUACCCCAUUGUUGUCCACGGCGCGGGGCCGCAGCUUAAUCGCCUAUUGGAGGAGGCUGGCGUGGAACCACACUUUGAGGAUGGCAUCAGGGUGACCGAUGGAAGAACCUUGGCUCUUGCUAGGAAGCUGUUUUUGGAAGAGAACCUGAAGCUGAUCGAGGAGUUGGAGCGCAUGGGUGUACGGGCCCGUCCCCUUACCGCUGGCGUGUUUACUGCCGACUAUCUCGACAAGGAAAGAUAUAACCUUGUUGGCAAGAUCAAUGGGGUGAACAAGAAACCAAUUGAGUCUGCGAUUGAAGCUGGCUGUCUCCCAAUCCUGACCUCCAUGGCGGAAACUCCGGAUGGCCAGAUCCUCAACGUCAAUGCUGAUGUCGCUGCUGGUGAGCUGGCUCGUUCUCUUCAGCCUCUCAAGAUCGUAUACCUUGCGGAAAAGGGUGGACUUUUCAAUGGCGAUACCGGAGAGAAGAUCUCUGCGAUCAACUUGGAUGAGGAGUAUGAGCAUCUGAUGAGUCAAUGGUGGGUGCGCCACGGCACUCGGCUGAAAAUCAAGGAGAUGAAGGAUCUCUUGAGUGAUCUCCCUCGUACCUCGAGUGUGGCUAUUAUUCAUCCUGCCGAUCUGCAGAAAGAGCUUUUUACCGAUUCUGGUGCUGGUACAUUGAUCCGCAGAGGCAACAAGGUGCACACCAAGACUUCUCUCUCCGAGUUUGAGGACUUAGAGAAGCUGAAGGAUGUUCUGGUACGUGACCGAGAGGGUCUUGAUGCCCGCGCCACCGUCGACCGUUACGUCGAAGGCUUGAAGGAGCGCAACUUCAAGGUUUAUUACGAUGAGCCCAUGGAGGCUCUGGCCGUGGUUUUGCCCCCUCAGAAGGAUGCUGGUACCUCUUUGGCCCACCUUGCCACGUUCACUAUUACCAAGUCGGGAUGGUUGACCAAUGUGGCCGACAACGUCUUUUCGUCCAUCAAGAAGGAAUUCCCCAAGCUCGUGUGGACUGUUAAGGAGGAUGAUGAGAACCUGACUUGGUUCUUUGACAAGGCAGAUGGCAGCCUGAGCCGCGAAGGCGAGGUUCUAUUCUGGUACGGCAUUGAGAGCGGUGACGAGGUCAAGCAGCUGGUGCAGGAAUUCAACCGGCACGGCCGCCAGAUGUUUGGUGAUAUUAACCUCGAAUCGCGAUUGCACCGAGCUGCUCAGGCCGCCACCAAUAUCGGCAAGGGAUUCGGUGCCAGUGGCGCUUCUGUUGAACAGAAACGUGCCUUUUCCUCGACCGGUAACGCCUUGCGUACUGCUCGGUCAGGACGCCCUGCAGUUUCCGUGACCGCUGUUCGGACUUAUGCCACAACGAACCCCAACCCCCCCCUGGGAGAGAAGAAUAUGUCUAAUAGCCAGCCUGCCAAGGUUGCUCUCAUUGGAGCCCGUGGAUACACCGGUCAAGCUCUGAUCAACUUGCUCAAUGCCCAUCCUCACAUGGAUCUGCGUCAUGUCUCUUCUCGUGAGCUUGUUGGUAAGAAGCUGCAGGGAUAUGACAAGCGCGAGAUCAUCUACGAGAAUCUCAGCCCAGAAGAUGUUAAGCGCAUGUCGGCCAAUGGUGAUGUUGACUGCUGGGUCAUGGCCUUGCCAAAUGGAGUCUGCAAGCCAUUUGUCGAUGCAGUUGACCAGGGUUCGGAGAAAGGCAAUGUCAUUGUUGAUUUGAGUGCUGACUAUCGUUUCGAUCCCAAAUGGACCUACGGUCUUCCCGAGUUGAUCAGUCGCUCCACCAUCGCUCAGGCCACGCGCAUUUCCAACCCUGGUUGUUAUGCAACUGCAGCCCAGAUUGGAAUUGCCCCCCUUAUCCCCUAUCUCGGAGGACAGCCCACUACUUUCGGUGUUUCUGGUUACUCGGGAGCUGGUACCAAGCCAAGUCCCAAGAAUGAUGUUCAGAAUCUUACCAACAACAUCAUUCCGUACAGUUUGACUGAUCAUAUCCAUGAAAGGGAGAUCAGCUUCCAGCUUGGAACCAGUGUUGCAUUCAUACCUCACGUUGCAGUCUGGUUCCAAGGAAUCCACCACACUAUCAGCAUUCCACUGAAGAAGGAAAUGAGCUCUCGUGACAUUCGGAAUCUCUUCCAGGAACGUUAUGCGGGUGAGAAGCUUGUGAAGAUUGUUGGCGAGCCCCCUCUGGUUAAGAACAUUGCUGGUCGUCACGGUGUCGAGGUUGGCGGCUUUGCUGUUCACUCCAGCGGCAAGCGGGUAGUGGUUUGUGCUACCAUUGACAACUUGCUGAAGGGCGCAGCCACCCAAUGCCUCCAAAACAUGAAUUUGGCCCUCGGAUAUGGCGAGUACGAGGGCAUCCCGUCGGAAUAG